Hibiscus syriacus is the source of this 742-nucleotide messenger RNA. Its product is annotated as trigger factor-like. NCBI's taxonomy places the organism in Eukaryota, Viridiplantae, Streptophyta, Magnoliopsida, Malvales, Malvaceae. The record is from RefSeq and is a predicted model, not a curated record. The coding region runs from base 215 to 556 and encodes 113 amino acids. The transcript has 3 exons.
UGACGUGGUUAGGGUGCAGAGUGAAAAUGGAGAAGACGUGUAUAUAAACAAGUCAAAACCCUAGUCCCUUACCCACUCGCUUCCAUCCCAAUACUCAUUGAUCUUCCGAUUGAAACCCUCAAAACCACUUUUCCACUUACUAUUUGAUUUCACUUUUCUCAGCCUUUGCUAAUUGUUGGUAAAUCGGAGAAGUGAAGUGCAUUCCAAAAUCCCAAUGGAGAUCACUGGGUCUACUAAACCUGAUGAUGUGGCUAGUUCUAUGGAUCAAAGUUUUCCUUUGGCUGACCUAAACAAAGUGCAAAAGCCUGGUUCUGAGAACAGUGAUUCCGGCGAAUGUAAGGAUGACGUUGACAAUGACAAUGAUGAAAAAUCAGAUGAUGAGUAUGAUGAUGACUCAGAAGAAGGGAGUGAUUAUGACGAUGAUUCAGAUGAUGAUGAAGAAAGUGAUGAUGACGAAGAUGAUGAUGAAGAUGACGAAGAUGAUGACGAAGAUGACGACGAUGAGGAUGAAGACGAUGAUGACAACGACGACGACGAAGACGAUGAUGACGACUAAGACGAAAAGGGUGGAAAAGAAAUUUGGUAAUUCUUUUAGCACUUAAUUAUUUAGGGAGUCAAAAUCAUUAUAACUGUGGAAAGAUCAAUUCAUAGUAGCAAAUUUUUACCUUUGGUUUCAUUUAUAUUCAUUCAAUGGACAAGUGGAAGUUGAAACACGAAACAAAAAACAUUCUAGGAAUGGCGU